This is a messenger RNA of Acanthocheilonema viteae, 238 nucleotides long. The record is from the annotation of a GenBank genome assembly. NCBI's taxonomy places the organism in Eukaryota, Metazoa, Nematoda, Chromadorea, Rhabditida, Onchocercidae.
CGAACGAUCACUGGAUUUAAUGCUAACUUUAGACGAUAAACUCCAACCGAAUAUUGCGUUUUGUUCAACUAGCGGUGUUGAGUUGGGACAAUUGCCACCAAACAGUACGACUGAUUUUUCUCUAGAGUUAUUGCCGCUAACUCCAGGAUUACAAUCAAUUUCCGGCAUUCGAGUCACGGACACAUUCCUAAGGAGAACAUAUGAACAUGACGAUAUAGCGCAAGUAUUCGUAGCAUAG